AUGAGUUUAAGUUUAAGCGGAGGAACCAAUGCAUUGAAUUUCAAUGUAGUCAAAUCUUCUUCAUCAACAUUAACUACUUCUUCUAAUUCUCCUUCCUCAACUCUAACUAUCUCCGAACCUAGCAAUAACAUAUCCCAAAGCGCAAUCCGAACCAAAAGAACCCGAACCAAUCGAAAGAGACCGAACCAAAAAUACAACGAAGCCGCUGAGUUACUCUCCGAAGCGUAUCCGAACCUAUUCCGUAACCUAAAGAAACUACAUCCACCACCGUGUAAAUUUGCAAAACCGCUUAUAACCGAAUGCUAUAACAACGAUUUCUUUGAACCGUUGUUAUUGCCGUUCAGUGAUUUUGAUGAUGCAAACGCUUUUUUGACUCAGAAAAAAAGCGCUUCUCAAACGGAGUUUUUGAGCGUUCGAGAGAAGGAGGUUUCGGAAGAGAUAGUGGUGAGUCCCGGUGAAGUACUGGAACGCGAUUCUGGAGAUGAUUUCGAUUGUAAAUCGAUGUUGGAUGAUGAGGCCGAGGAAGGGAUUGAUAGUAUUAUCGGGAGUAGGGUUGACGAUUGCGCUGGUGACAGCGGCGGAGAUGGAGAAGGAGGUUUGUGUUACGGCGGCGAGAAAGCGAGUCCUUGGUUUGGAAGUUUUGGUGUGACGAGGGCUCUUCGCCGCGUCGGAGGUGUUAAUCUGUUGAAUUUUGCUAUGGUGAACGUAGUUGAAAUCUCGAAGAUGCCGGUGGCGGCUGAGAAAAAGAAGCAGAGGAAGAAAGUAAAUGUGGAGCGGAGGAAUUCGAGUUUGGCGCUGCCUUUGCGGUUGAAACUGGAUUAUGAAGAUGUUCGGAGUUUGUGGUCGGCACGGGGUUCGCCGUUUCGCCGGUAA
Vicia faba (fava bean) is the source of this 873-nucleotide messenger RNA. Lineage: Eukaryota; Viridiplantae; Streptophyta; Magnoliopsida; Fabales; Fabaceae. The record is from the annotation of a GenBank genome assembly.